Molecule: messenger RNA, 1258 nt
Organism: Triticum aestivum (bread wheat)
Lineage: Eukaryota; Viridiplantae; Streptophyta; Magnoliopsida; Poales; Poaceae
Exons: 3
Coding region: 253-621 (122 amino acids)
Source: RefSeq, a predicted model, not a curated record
GCUUGCCUAAAAAAUCUUGGAUCGGCACGCGACCUCCUCACCCUCCCGGCGCGACCUCCUCACCCUCCCGGCGGCGGCAGCGGCGACGGGGCCUAGGAACCGGCGGCGGCGACGGCGACUCCUCUCGUCUGUGGAAUACUUCGAUUUGCCGAGGCGAGCUGUUCUUGUCUUCUCACGCCUUGUGGCGCGGCGUGGGUGAACUCGCGGAGGCCCCUCUCGAGUCUCGAAGCAAACGCGGGUGUGGGCGCCGAGAUGUUUGCGACGGCGGCGCGGUGGGCGGCGAAGAAGGGGAAGCCCAAGAUGGCGCCGAUCGAGCUCACGACGGCGCCGGAGCAGGCGCAGUCCAUCACCCGCACCAUCUUCGAUGUCGUCAAGGAGCACGGCCCCCUCACCAUCUCCGAUGUUUGGGAGCACGUCAAGGACGUAGGGCUGAGGGGUUUGACAAGCAAGAGGCAGAUGAAGAUCAUGCUGCGGUGGAUGAGGGAGAAGCAGAAGCUCAGGCUCAUCUGCGACCAUGACGGACCUCACAAACAAUUCCUCUACACGACAUGGUUCACCAACCCCAAGAAUGCGCCGCAGAGGCCCAGGAGGGAGCUCAACAGGGAGAAUCCCAAGCCAUGACUGUGUUAGGAAUAAGCCACGCCACGGUGGUGACCAACAUGUGUGUGCGUGUAGGUCGAGUACAGACGCCGGUGCGUGGCCGCGUCCAUAGCUGUGGUCAGUUAGCCGGGUUUGUGUGUGUUGCAGAGCGAGGUGUGGAGGCCCAGGUCUCGCGUGAGCAGCGGCUCACAUUCACUGGAGACCGAGUCACUCGCGUGCAUGGUUUGCUAGUUUCGUUGUGAUCUGGUUAGUCCAGGUAAGGUAGAGUCAUGGUUAGUUAGUGCAUGCGUGUGCAUGGGUUAGCUGGUUAGUGGCCGGCGUGUGUGCGUGCGUGGAGUUAGUGGCCGGUGUGGUGGCCGGAUGGUGUGUGCACCUGGGUAUAAAAGGCCCUCCGUUGUACUGCUCGUAUGUGGGUGUGGGUUUGAGUUCGUGCUCGAGGAAGAAGCUGUUCGUGCGGCAGGCGUAUGUGCGCCAGAAAAACACCACCGUGUCCUGUGUCUCCUCUUUCUUCUACCUUCAUUCGUGCGAGAGAGAAAGAGAGCGAGAGGGAGCUGGGCACCGGCGCAAAGAGCAAGCUAGGGCUCUGCGCCAACAGACUGCACUCAUGUUGACUAAUUUAGGGCUUAUUUCCUGGAUAUGUAGACAAAGCUGUUAAUCA